This is a messenger RNA of Guillardia theta CCMP2712, 1662 nucleotides long. RefSeq lists its product as hypothetical. Lineage: Eukaryota; Cryptophyceae; Pyrenomonadales; Geminigeraceae. The transcript has a single exon. The coding region runs from base 1 to 1662 and encodes 553 amino acids. The record is from RefSeq and is a predicted model, not a curated record.
AUGUUGAACUUAGUCUUGCAUCAGUUUCCGUUGAUCUCCAGGAACGACGAUAUCUUUAAGAAGUACCAAACAACAAUAAGGCUGUUAUGGCAGCAGCCGAAUCUUCUCAUGAUCCAUUCUUGCACUCUGAAGAGGAUUGUGGGAAUGGACUGCAACAGCGACUCCAUUCUGUGCUCUCUUGUAGAAGUUAUGAUGCUGAAAACAGAUUUUCAGAUAGCGGCAUACAUUGAAACGGUCUCUAGUUUCAUUCUUUCUCGUCACUGUCGCUGCCUUGAUCUUCUUGGGAGUUACGCAGUCUGCAAGCAUUUCUCGUCCAGGAAGACUGCAAUGAGAUGUCUCACCAAGGCAGCGAUGAAGGACAUGUCGUUGUUCGAGGCGUGCGUUAAGACCAUUCUACAAAAACUGUCAGAUGUCCAUGUCAAGACAGAUUUCUGUCUGGAGGCUCUCCUAGACCUGGCUCGAUCAAGCUGCCUUGCAUUCUUGGCUCUUAUCGCGGAGCACAUGAAUCGACUUGACCGUGACGGAAGAGUUUUCAUUGCGGUCCUACACGUGAUCAAAAUCAUCGCACAUGACAGCAACUGGACCUCAAACUGUGUACACACUCUGAAUAUGAAUUUGCAGCAUGAAAGCAACUUGGCUCGCCAGAACGCUAUACAAGCAAUUGCUUUCGUUUGCAACAAAGAAACUACAAAGAAUUACACUAGUGUGAAGACUACUCUUUACUUUCAGGACAGCGUUUCAACGUCAGAAAUUCAACAAUCUGUCCUCAAAGAGAUGGCAAGGUAUUUAGAACAUUCCUCGAAAGACGUACAGGAAUCAGCCAUAUCUGCUUUCAAAGCCCUGAAAGAAGUGGGAGUCAGCAAAAUCUCAAUUGUUCAAUGCGUUUCGAAUUAUCUUACCAAUCCCUCAGAACAAAUUCGUGAUAUGGCAGUUUACGGUAUUUCGCAGAUAAUUUCCAACUCGGACACUGAUUGUGUACACAUCUUAUUUGAGACGAUGAAAAACUCUAGCGAGCUUCAAAGAAAAUCUAUUGUUCGCGCGCUGAGCAGAAUUCUUCCAGAAACAAACAUACGUGACAUGAGCGCUACUUUGCCGAAGAUAGAAAGCAUCUACAGGGUGGAAAUCGCUUUCACACUUCUUUCUUCACCUUCUACUUUCCUUACUGAUGAGAAGGAGACUUUCUUAGGAACUCUGGCUCGGGUGACAGGAAUUGCAGUUGAACGAAUCAGUCUACGUGACGUCACUCGUGUCUCUCCAUCAAUAACACAUGAAAUAUUGGCUAAAAGCGAACAUGGACCAAAAACUUUGGGCUUGAACCAGAGCUAUUGGAAUUCGACAAAGCCGAAUUCCAGAAAGAGGAGGGGAGCGGCUUACGGCGGUGCAAUGACGGUGCGUGUCGAGUGUGACAUCCUUCUCAACAAGAAUGAAACAUGCGAGUUACUGUUUGAUUCUGACAAUCUGCAACAAGUUCUUUCCGAACAGGGUUACAUUUGGCUGGAAGUAGUUCGACCCGCCUCGAUUGCAAGCACGAACUCAACUCUGAUUUCUCAGACAAUGAUGGAUCUUUUGCAGGAGGAGCAGAGCCAUCACGUGAUACACGAUGCCCUUAAAGUUCUCGAAGCCGUUGUCGAGCAGAAGCAUAUAGGGCUCAAAUAUAUGUGA